This is a messenger RNA of Cutaneotrichosporon oleaginosum, 2442 nucleotides long. RefSeq lists its product as uncharacterized. The record is from RefSeq and is a predicted model, not a curated record. Gene Ontology annotation, molecular function: protein binding. NCBI's taxonomy places the organism in Eukaryota, Fungi, Basidiomycota, Tremellomycetes, Trichosporonales, Trichosporonaceae.
AUGUCGCCAGGCAUCUCCGCCCCGUCUUCGCCCACACCCACCGCUGGACUCACCGACACGCCCAGGCCUCGCGUUAGAAUGAACAGCAUGCCCCCGCCGUCGGCCCCGACUGACUACGUCGUGAGACCGCAGAGACCGCAGGCGCAGAGUCACGACGCAGCAAUUCCUCAGUAUGUAGAUCCACCGCGUGUACAGAAGCCAUUGCCUACCGCACUCCCGCCACCAGUUGGCAAGCCAUGGGUCCACGAUCCCAGUCGGCCCAACUUCCUCCCACCCGCUUGCACCUCGCAGCCCUCACCGCUCAUGCUCCUACACGACACGCUCGACAUAGCACGCGACUAUCGCGAAUUUGUUGACACGGUCGGCCGCCUCGAACACGAGUAUGGUCGCGCCCUGCAGGCGGCGGUCAAGAAGUUUGAGGGGCGGUUGGAUGCAGUGAACACUCCGGCGCCAGGAGGAGUAAAGCCGCCCACGACGACUCUGACAACGGGGAUGCGAGGCCAUCUUCAAGAGAUGAACACGGUCGCUUCCCUCUUCACGAAGCGGCAGGACACACUUGCGAGCCAGCUCGGCCACCCGCUGCACAAUCUUGACCGGCGCAUCGGCGAGAGCACGCGCCGCCUCGCGGUGUGGAACAAGGAAAUCCGCGGGCGCUGGGAAGAGGGGCGGCAGCGCGUGGACACUGCGCGCGCCAAGUAUGAGGCGGCGGUGCGCGAGCACAGCGCCGCCGAAGUCAAGCUGCGCCAGUGCACGCCGCCCGAGCUCAGCAGCACACCGCAGGUCGGGUCCGAGUGGAUCAAGCAUGAAAAACUCGUUGCGGAGCUCGAGCGCGUCCGCUCUGACAGGAAAAAGGCGUACAUUGUCGCCCUGGCGGGCGAGGGCGCCAAUGGCGGCGGUGGCCGUGACGUCGAAGAGGGCGGCGGCGCAUGCGGCUGGGGUGAAGAGGCACGCCAACUGUACGGCCACGUGCAGAAUACGAUGCUCGAGCUUCUCCGUCACCACGUCGAGGAAGAUCGCGCGCACUACGCGCUCCUCGGCAACGUCAUUUCCCGUCUCGAGGCGACAUACGCCGCCGUCGACUUGGUGCGGGACCAGGACACUUUCCUCGAGUGGAACACGAGCAGUAGUAGCGAGGACGAGCACGCCAGCCCACGGAUACCGACGCCCGACUUGUCUGACUCGUCGAGCUCUGCGGAGCCGCAGUCUGCCGACUCGUCGCAUCCAUCGCUCCGCUGCUUCUCUUUCGUGGCGCCUCCAAGCGCCCAGUACGAAGAGGCAGUGCUUGACGCGUCCAAGAAAGACGAUCGCAAUUGGCUCAUUAACCGUUGGCUUAUAUCGUCUAACGAGCUCAACACCUUGACCGAUGGGUUCAGCAAAGGCCCAGCGGUUGUGAAGCGCGACGAGCUGGCACGAGCACGCCAGAAAUGCCUUGAUUUCGCGGCGAACCGCGGCAUCGGGGACCCCGACGAGAUGUGGGAGCGGCGCAUGAAUGUCCUGCGCGAGCUGGGCGUUAUUGAGCGCCGCGUGGUCGUGACCAAAGCUGAGAUGGCGUGUCUCGAGGCCGUCCUCGGCCCCAAUCCGCGUCCAGAAAUGACGCACGACUUCAAGGAACGCGCGUUCGCCACGCCGUCGCAGUGCGAUGCCUGUCACGAGAAGGUAUGGAGCCCGAUCAAGUCUGAGCUCUCGUGCCGCCACUGCGCCAUCGCACUGCACAAGGCGUGCGGGCUGCACGUCGAGCCGGAAUGCACAGGCUUGAAAUCGCGGCGACGGCUCACUUCGGGCGGUCGUCUCCGGCGCUCGCUCACCUCUGGUGCGAUGAAGUUGCGCCGUACGACAAUCUACGAAGCCCCGCACGGCGGGCCUGUCGAGGUACGCACGGCGACGCCAGCCCACCGGCACCGCGAGCCGCUACGUGACGACGAAGCGAUAAUCUCGCCAUUCUUCGAAGCGGACACGGAGGCGGAUCGCGCCGCGAUCGCCGAGGCACUGGCCCCCGACCGCGGCGUCCAGCUAGCGCGCGUGCGCGCAUCCUUCCCCGCCGGCGGGAUUCUCGAGCUGAGCGUGCGUGCCGGUGAGGUGGUGCGCGUCCUUGAGCCGGACUUGGACGGCAGCGGCUGGGCAAAGGUUCGCCGCGCGUUCGACGCAGGCAGCACGGACCAGGAGGGCCUCGUGCCGCUGUAUGCGCUCGCGCUGGUUGGCUCGUCCACCGCGCCCGCGGACGGAGGCUGCGGCAUCUUCGUAAGCGCGGACUUCACGUUCCCGCCCCCAGAGCAUACCCUGGGCGUGGGCGAGAUUGCGAUUUCCAAGGGCGCGAUAUACGAGCUCACGCGCGUGGGUAUGGCAUUCGACGAGCUCUGGUGCCAGCUCCUUGUGCCUGGGCCGGAUGGCGCGCGCGUCAAGGGCGUGGUGCCGAAGACGUAUGUGACGGUGCUCGACAUGUAG